Capsicum annuum is the source of this 2613-nucleotide messenger RNA. RefSeq names its product long chain acyl-CoA synthetase 8. Gene Ontology annotation, molecular function: long-chain fatty acid-CoA ligase activity. The transcript is spliced from 12 exons. The record is from RefSeq and is a predicted model, not a curated record. NCBI's taxonomy places the organism in Eukaryota, Viridiplantae, Streptophyta, Magnoliopsida, Solanales, Solanaceae. Bases 182 to 2344 code for a protein of 720 amino acids. Gene Ontology annotation, cellular component: endoplasmic reticulum; membrane.
GAAAAAAGUUUCAAUCAACUUUCCUCAUUUGCAUCAUUGCUUUAUUCAACUUUCAAAAAAACUAACAAAAGCAAACUUCAAAAAAGAAAAAGAUAGUAUUUUUUUUGCUCAACUUCUCAAGGUAUUUCUUUGUUCUGUUAAGAAGAGUUCUGUGUGAGCGUAGAACCGUACAACGUACAAAAUGGAAGGUUCCGAAGGAAGUAAUCCGUAUAGGAAUGUAGUGGAGAGACUGGACAGCAAUAGUAAUGGAUUUAUUGGUGCUGUUGUAAUAGCGAUUAUAAUACCUUUAUUCCUCUCCGUUGUGCUUAUGGGGAAGAAAAAGUCGAAACAGAGAGGAGUUCCGGUUAAAGUUGGUGGUGAGACAGGUCUUGCAAUGCGCAACGCUAAGUCAGCCAAGUUAAUUGAAGUUCCGUGGGAAGGUGCUACAACUGUGGCUGUUCUAUUCGAGAAGUCGUGUAGGAAGCAUUCGAGUAAGCGUUGUCUUGGAACUAGAAAACUAGUUAGUAGGGACUACGUAACAGCAAAGGACGGAAGGAAGUUUGAGAAACUUCACUUGGGCGAGUAUCGCUGGGAGAGUUACGGACAAACAUUUGAUCGCGCUUGUAACUUUGCGUCUGGAGUUGUUAAUUUGGGUCACGAUGUGGAGACUCGUGCUGCUAUAUUCUCUGAAACUUGUCCGGAGUGGAUCAUUGCCUUCCAGGGAUGCUUCCGCCAGAAUAUAACUGUUGUUACGAUUUAUGCUUCUUUAGGAGACGAUGCCCUUAUACACUCGUUAAAUGAGACUCAAGCAUCCACGUUGAUUUGUGACGCCAAGCAACUUAAAAAGUUGGCUACAAUCGGUUCUAACCUGAAAACCAUCACGAAUGUCAUAUAUUUUGACGAUGACGAGACUGCAAUAGAUUCAAGCACUUCUACAACUGACAGCUGGAAGGUGACAUCUUUCUCUGAAGUUGAGAAACUCGGUAAAAGUAAUCCUGUCCAACCAAUAAUGCCUAUAAAGAAAGAUAUCGCGGUGAUCAUGUAUACAAGCGGAAGCACAGGCAUGCCUAAGGGUGUGAUGAUAACUCAUGGCAACAUUGUAGCGACUGCAGCUGCAGUUAUGACUGUUAUUCCAAAAAUUGGAAGCGGUGAUGUCUAUUUGGCGUACCUCCCUCUAGCUCAUGUUUUCGAGUUAGCGGCUGAGACUGUUAUGUUGACUGCCGGUGCUUCAAUUGGUUAUGGCUCGGCUUUGACAUUGACGGAUACAUCUAAUAAAAUCAUGAAAGGGACUAAAGGAGAUGCCUCAGCUUUAAAGCCUACUUUAAUGGCAGCAGUUCCGGCCAUUCUUGAUCGUGUUAAGGACGGUGUUGUAAAGAAGGUGGAGGAGAAGGGAGGAUCUGCCAAGAAACUUUUCAAUAUUGCCUUUAGCCGUCGAUUGGCUGCUAUAGAAGGUAGCUGGUUCGGAGCUUGGGGUCUAGAGAAAAUGUUAUGGGAGGUGAUUGUUUUUAAAAAGAUACGAUCAGUACUAGGAGGAGAUAUCCGUUUCAUGCUUUGCGGUGGUGCUCCUCUCUCCGGAGAUACACAAAGAUUUAUCAACAUUUGUAUCGGAGCGCCUAUUGGUCAGGGAUAUGGCUUGACGGAGACAUUUGCAGGCGCAGCCUUUUCUGAGUCGGAUGAUCCUUCUGUUGGUCGUGUUGGUCCACCUCUUCCUUGUUGCUAUAUAAAGCUAAUUUCUUGGGAAGAAGGAGGUUACACAAUUGCUGAUAAGCCGAUGCCUCGGGGAGAAGUAAUUGUUGGUGGCAACAGUGUUACUGCUGGUUACUUCAACAAUGGCGACAAAACUAACGAGGUGUACAAGGUCGAUGAGAGAGGCAUACGCUGGUUCUACACUGGUGACAUUGGAAGGUUUCAUCCUGAUGGAUGCCUCGAAAUAAUUGAUAGGAAAAAAGAUAUUGUUAAACUUCAGCACGGCGAGUAUAUCUCACUUGGAAAGGUUGAGGCUGCGCUUUCAUCAGGCGAUUAUGUUGAUAACAUAAUGGUCUUCGUAGACCCCUUCCACAAUUACUGUGUAGCACUUGUUGUUCCUUCACAAAAGGUGCUUGAGAAAUGGGCACAGGACAACGGCGUCGAGCACACAGCUUUUUCUGAUUUGUGCAACAAAGUUGAAGCAGUUAACGAGGUCCAGCAAUCGCUUUCAAAGGUAGCCAAAGCUGCAAGAUUGGAUAAGUUUGAGAUUCCAGCAAAGAUCAAGUUGAUACCCGAGCCGUGGACGCCUGAGUCCGGACUAGUCACUGCAGCUCUCAAACUAAAGCGCGAACCUCUAAAGGCGAAAUAUAAGGAUGAACUUCUGAAGUUGUAUCAAUGAAUCAUCAUCAAUCUCAGCGUUGUCUGACUUAUUUAUCUUCUCAUUUAGCCUAAGUUGCGCGGAACUCGUGUUGGAUUCUCCAAAAAUACACUUACCUUUGGCAAAUCCGACACGCAUCCGUUGACAUUUUUGAAGAGUGGUAAUGUCUACGAAAACAUCAGUUUUCCCUGUGCAGUGAAUUCUCACAUCUUCUUUUCCUGUUGUAUUGUAUUUCAAUCAAUUAUGGUAAGGCUAGUGACUCCUUUAAUACAUUGAUGAUGUUCUUCCUA